AUGAGUCAACCAAAAGAUGUGAAGGCUGAGUUAGUCUUCUGGGAGAGGCUUGAGAACCAGAGUAUGGAGGUGGAUUUCACGAAGAUGGCGCCGGAGAAGUGCAUGGCAGCGAUGAUCGAGCCCGACAACGUCCGGACUGCGCAUAUAAAGGACAUUCGGGGCAAAGAAGCACAGUAUAAUCUAAGACUGAACGGGUUUCAGUAUGUGUGGCAUGACAUGCCAGAACUCGAAGGCGUGGCAGAGAAAAGCCAUGUGGGGAAUGUCAUUGUUCCAAAAACAGAGGCCCUCGUGCGCCAGAUAACGGGCGCCACGCGAACUGUCACUUUCGCCCAUCGCGUGCGAUGCCUCAGUGAGGACGAGGCCAUGCUCGCCAAUAACCGGGCCCCGGCCCAUAGUGUGCAUUCCGACUUCACGCCUGCGGGUGCGCUGAAGAAUUUGGAGUCGGUGAUUCCAGAUGCAGCUGAGAGAGAGGAGCUAUUGAAGCGUCGGAUAUUGGCCAUUAAUGUCUGGCGACCGUUGAAGACUGUCCAGCGAGAUCCUCUAGCUGUGUGUGACUGGGCCACGCUCAAUUGGCAGGAGGACCGAAUUACGAGUCGUAUGGUCCUGCCACAUGGAUGGCAUGAGCUGGGCAAGUAUGCGUUCCGGGAGAGUCAGGGAUGGUAUUAUCUUAGCGAGCAGCAACCCCAGGAGGCAUUGAUCUUCACGCAGUUCGACAGCGAGAGCGAGCAGGCAGAGGAAGGAGGCAUGACAUUGCCUCACACGGCGUUCGUGGUACCAGAUACGGAGACGCUUCCUGCAAGGGAGAGUAUUGAGAUCAAGAUGUUUGCCUUUCUCUGA
Molecule: messenger RNA, 837 nt
Organism: Penicillium cosmopolitanum
Lineage: Eukaryota; Fungi; Ascomycota; Eurotiomycetes; Eurotiales; Aspergillaceae
Exons: 2
Coding region: 1-837 (278 amino acids)
Molecular function (GO): oxidoreductase activity
Source: RefSeq, a predicted model, not a curated record